ACAUCCUCCGCUGAAUGAUAAAGCCGCUACGCCGGGAACUGAAGGCAGGAUCGAGUAAAUAAGAACCUAGCUUAAAAAAACACAUUUAGCCUGUUUCUGUUUAAAGAAAAUAUUGGUGGUUCUUCUCCGGGUAUUGAAGACAUUCGUUAAAGUAACGCGAGCAUCUUCAACUGUCGUCGUGCUGGCUUUUUCCACAGUUUUAUCAACAGCUGGAGGUGAUAGGUUACACCGCAGCAAAGUUAACGGUUAAGUUGAGGGGUUGGUGACGUCAAAAGUGGGGAAAGUGGGCUUAACCAAAGUGUGGACUUUUAAACCGGAAAAGUAAUAAACGACUCCUAUAAAAGAGGAGCAGAGAAAGCAGACGGCAUUGGUGACAGGAAAAGGCACAAGGAGAGUGGAAGAGAGGAAGAAACACCUGCCAAGAUAUCUACCCGCCUGAGAGAGCUGCAUCAUGGGUAAACAGAACAGCAAGCUGCGGCCUGAGGUCCUGAAUGACCUGAGAGAAAACACAGAGUUCACCGACCAUGAGCUGCAGGAGUGGUACCGUGGCUUCCUCAAGGACUGUCCCACCGGCCAUCUCACCGUGGAGGAGUUCAAGAAGAUCUAUGCCAAUUUCUUCCCCUAUGGUGAUGCCUCAAAGUUCGCCGAGCACGUCUUCCGCACAUUUGACACCAAUGGUGAUGCCACCAUCGACUUCAGGGAGUUCAUCAUCGCCCUGAGUGUGACGUCCCGUGGUGGCCUGGAGCAGAAGCUACGCUGGGCCUUCAGCAUGUAUGACCUGGACGGGAACGGGUACAUCAGCCGGGCAGAGAUGCUGGAGAUAGUUCAGGCAAUUUACAAAAUGGUUUCAUCUGUGAUGAAGAUGCCUGAGGAUGAAUCAACACCAGAGAAAAGGACAGACAAGAUCUUCAGACAGAUGGACAUCGACAAUGAUGGUCGAUUGUCUUUGGAGGAGUUCAUCAAAGGUGCCAAGAGUGACCCAUCCAUCGUCAGACUGCUGCAGUCAGAUCAGGGAGCCUCUCGUCAGUUCUGAGGACACAGACUAUGACACAAACACAUGGAUUCAGUUUUAGAGGCUCGGCUUUUACCACACCCGGACAGACAACAACACUCCUUGUCUUAAUGUUUACAUUAAUGGAUAUUUUUUUUAAUGUGGCUCCUUCUCUGUGGACUCUGACAUGUUCUAGAUGAGGUAUUCCUGUCUCCAAAGCUCUCUAAUCUUUAGUUUCUUUUCUCCUUAAGUGAAGUGCCAUAUCAUGUAUUUAUACUGACUGGAUCAUGUGCAAGUAUUAUGAUUCCUGUUAUGUUACACUAAAAGAAAAUUAACUAUAUCACUUGUAUCAUUUAAUCUGACUUACUUAUUGUAAAAAGUGGCUUAUU
Molecule: messenger RNA, 1380 nt
Organism: Cheilinus undulatus (humphead wrasse)
Lineage: Eukaryota; Metazoa; Chordata; Actinopteri; Labriformes; Labridae
Gene: hpcal1
Product: hippocalcin-like 1
Exons: 4
Coding region: 452-1033 (193 amino acids)
Molecular function (GO): calcium ion binding
Source: RefSeq, a predicted model, not a curated record